CUUAUCACGAAAAUAUUUGAUCAAAAUAAAUCUAAAUCUAUGUCUUUCAAAUGCACCAAACUUUAAAAUUAUGAAUCUCAUCGAAAGUCAAUGCAUACUGAAUUCAAAUACAGCUAUGGUUGUCAAGAUUGUGCAUUUUUUGAUAGUGUUAUUCAUAUUUCACACGGUUACUUCAACGGAUACAUCACAGAUUAAAAAUCUCGAAGAAAAUUUGGAAACAAUCGAAAAUGGACUCGAUGUGUACGGAAAUGCGACUAUUCUAUCAAUAGUAGAAAACCUGGAAAUGGAAGGCGCAAAAAUGGACAUAAGAAAUUACAAAAAUCUCCUUUCAAUUCAGCUUUACAAUGACCUGAUUGAAAUAAUUCAGCUGAGAGGAAAUACAACCAGACAAAUUUCUAAAAUGAUAUAUGAUACUGAAACCUUGCUUAAUUCCAUUAAAAAAUCACUAGCAAAGGAAAACAAUCCGGAAACACUGGACGAUUUAUUCCUUUCGAUGGAGAAUGAAGGGCUAAUAAAACAAUUGGAAAAAUCAAUAAAUCAACUGAAAACACUGAAAUCAAAAUUAUACGCAAUCAAUAAAGAUCACACCAAAUCAUUGAAGUAUAAUGGUGUAUCGAAAGCCCUACAACAAUUUUCACAUGACGAUUCCACAGAAGUACCUGUACAAGUGAGCUGGAAUGAAGAUGUGAAUGAUGAAGAACCGUUGGUGAAAUUGGAUAUUGAUCUGGAGUGUGACGAAUUGGAGAAACUUCGCAGAUUCUCCUUAAUGGUACAAGAUGAACUGAAAGAAAUGCCGAGAUCGAAUAAUGGUAUCCCAGAAGAUAACAUGCAUUCGGAAUCCAAUUCACGAAACCCAUUACCAGAAAGUGCAACCGUACCACUCUGGCUUCUCCACGAAAGAGACAUCGAAGAGAUUCGACUCAAGUACAUAACAUGGACGUCAAUAUUCCAGCAGCAUGAUAAAGAGGAAUUGAACAUCAUGAAAAAAGGGAUUAGGAAAAGAGGAUACUCAAUACCAUUCUUCUGCAAAAUUUUAGCAGAAUAUUACAACUUAACCACUAAAUUAUUGGAGUGUACGUCGCAAGAUGACUCCGAAUGCGAGAAAAUGCUAGUCGCAAUAAUGCAACACCAACAUUAUCAAGAUAUCGUUCAAAUUAUGACCUCAAUUGGACAACUCGAUAUCUAACAAUCAACAGGUCGUCGUGUUGACGAGGCACAUACAGCACCCAAUCAUUCUCGCCCAACCCCUAUCUCUCUACAAAGGCAAGAAGGAACCUUGAGAUUUGGGAAUAUGCUUCAGAUUUUACUCCCUACUCACCUCUAUAAAUUUGAGAGUGUUUCGGCCACCACGGCAGAGUUCCCAUUAUAAACGUGAAAUAAAAUGUACUCGAAUCGUUUUUUUUUUUACUGUAUACUGCAAAUUUUAAGACAGACGUGAAUUUAUAAGCAAUUUUUAUUAAAUUUA
Messenger RNA from Planococcus citri (citrus mealybug), 1465 nucleotides. RefSeq lists its product as uncharacterized. NCBI's taxonomy places the organism in Eukaryota, Metazoa, Arthropoda, Insecta, Hemiptera, Pseudococcidae. The record is from RefSeq and is a predicted model, not a curated record. Bases 71 to 1186 code for a protein of 371 amino acids. The transcript has 5 exons.